Messenger RNA from Nelumbo nucifera (sacred lotus), 1251 nucleotides. The record is from RefSeq and is a predicted model, not a curated record. Lineage: Eukaryota; Viridiplantae; Streptophyta; Magnoliopsida; Proteales; Nelumbonaceae.
AUGGGCGAUAUGGAGCAGCUAUCAUCCAAGGUCCACAAACUGAAACAUAGGCUAGCAGAAACCAGCAUGGAGGUUCGUGAAGUCAAGGAAGAUGUCCGGGUGCUGCGAUGCCUACUGGAAGCAUUCCUCUCCAACAAAGAAAGGAGUUCUGAGGGAAUCGCCAACACAAACAGUCAUCGUCCGGACUGGGCAGAGGCAUCCAGCGAACAGCAAAUCGCUGCCCCGACAACCGCAGUUAUUCCCAAGUAUAGUCGUUUGGAGUUUUCCUCAUACAGUGGCAGCGACGACCCACUGGGAUGGUUGUACCGCUGCGAGCAAUUCUUUCAUAAUCAGCGCACGAAGGAUGAAACUGUAAAGUCUCCUCCUUUGGUCGGGGACAAUGUCAUGAACAUUAUACCUGCAGGAUGCACUCCUUGGUCGAAGACAGGUGGACUUGGCGAUGUUGCUGGGGCUUUACCGAAGGCUUUGGCUCGGCGUGGACAUAGAGUUAUGGUUGGGUCACCACGGUAUGGUAACUAUGCAGAAGUCCAAGAAAUAGGAGUGCGCAAGAGAUAUAAGGUGGAUGGGCAAGAUAGGGAGGUAACUUUCUUUCAAGCUUAUAUUGAUGGCAUGGAUUUUGUGUUCAUGGGCAGCCCUAUGUUUCGCAAUAUUAAGAAAAAUAUAUAUGGGGGAGGCCAAGAGGAUAUUUUAAAACGCAUGGUUCUCUUCUGUAAGGUUGCUCUUGAGGUUCUCUUCUGUAAGUAUACCCGGUGUGUUCUUGUGAUCCACAACACAGCACACCAGGGUCGGGAUCCAGUAAGCGAUUUUCGUUAUGUGGAUCUCCCACAAAACUACAUAGAUCAUUUCAAACUACAUGACCUAGGAGGUGGGAAACACUUCAAUAUCUUUGGAGUUGGCCUGAAAGCAGCAGAUAGUGUAGUCACUGUAUGCCAUGGUUAUGCUUGGGAGCUGAAAACUAAAGAAGGUGACUGGGGUCGGCAUCAAAUAAUAAAUGAGUGCGAUUGGAAGCUGAAGGGCAUCGUGCAUGGGAUUGAUGCAAAAGAAUGGAACCCACAGUUGGAUGUUUACCUAGCAUCUAAUAGCGACACCAAUUACUCGGUGGAGACUCUUCAGACUGGCAAGCCUCAAUGCAAAGCAGCUCUACAAAGGGAGCUUGGUCUUCCUCUUCGAGAGAACCUCAUACGUGAUCUCAACACUGACGUUGAAGACUUUGUGGUGAAGAAGCGACCAAGGGUCCGCCACUAUUUAUAG